CGGGGCCGGGGCCGGGGCGGGGGCGGGGGCAGCGGCGCUCGGCUCCGCUCCGCUCCACGGUACUUCCGUCAAUAGCCCCGCGGCCCGUACCCAGCGCCUGCGGAGGGGCUGCGGGGCCGCUGGCCUGAGAGAAAACAUGCCAUUUUUGGGCCAAGACUGGAGAUCUCCUGGGUGGAGAUGGAUUAAAACAGAAGAUGGAUGGAAAAGAUGUGAACCCUUCAGUCCUACACUUGAGGAUGGAAGUAAUCAGCUGAAUGAUAUCAGUCACACUGUCAUCUUAACUGGUGAUGAUGAAGAUGAAGAAAUAUACAGUACUGAAGAUUGUGAGUUUGCAGCCAAGAAAAGAAAAAAGGAUCAUUUUAGGAAUAACACAGAUUCACAAUGUUUUUAUCGUGAGAAGUGGAUUUAUGUUCAUAAAGAAAGCACGAGGGAAAGACAUGGCUAUUGCACAUUGGGAGAAGCAUUUAACCGCUUAGACUUUUCAAGUGCAAUUCAGGACAUCAGAAGGUUCAAUUAUGUGGUCAAACUUUUGCAGUUAAUUGCAAAAUCCCAGUUAACCUCACUGAGUGGUGCUGCACAGAAGAACUACUUUAACAUUUUGGACAAAAUUGUGCGGAAGGUCAUGGAAGACCAGUAUAACCCACGAUUAAUCAAAGAUCUUCUGCAGGAUCUGAGUUCUACUCUCUGUAUACUUAUUAGGGGAGUUGGAAAAUCAGUGUUGGUAGGGAACAUUAAUAUUUGGAUAUGCCGAUUAGAAACCAUCCUUCUGUGGCAACAACAACUAAAAAACCUCCAGAUGAACAAGGAAGUCAACAAUGGUCUCACUCUUAGUGAUCUUCCUCUGCACAUGCUGAAUAACAUCUUAUACAGGUUCUCAGAUGGCUGGGACAUUAUUACUCUGGGUCAAGUGACCCCAACUUUGUACAUGCUCAGUGAAGACAGGCAAUUGUGGAAAAAACUCUGCCAGUACCAUUUUGCAGAAAAACAGUUUUGUAGGCAUUUGAUUCUAUCCGAGAAAGGUCACAUUGACUGGAAGCUGAUGUACUUUGCACUUCAGAAAUAUUACCCAAUAAAGGAACAGUAUGGGGACACCUUGCAUUUCUGUCGACACUGUAGUAUUCUGUUUUGGAAGGAUUACCAUCUUGCUUUGUUACUCAAGGAUACAGGACACCCCUGCACAGCCAGUGAUCCAAACACAUGUCUCAUGCCAGUAUCUCCUCAGCACUUCAUUGACCUCUUCAAAUUUUGAGAUGCUUGAUAGCUGCUCUCCUGUGUCUGUGGCCAUUUUUGUGAAGUCAGGCAGACUACAUUAUGCUUUUUUGUGCAAUAUAUUUAAGUGUUAUGUUUUGUUGUAGUUUAAAAAACUGGGGGAAAAUACCAGGUUUAAAAUUUGGUGUAUUGUUUUUGUUCAGAAAAGAGCUGAGGAGAAGGAGACAUAGUAAGAAAUUUUUUUUGUCAGGAAAUCUGCAGGGGACUUCUUUUCAAGUUCAAGAAAGACCAUUUUAAUCUCAACUUCAAAUCCGUUCUUUUGAUGCCUUAAUAGUUUGUUAAAAUUAUGUGUGGGAGUUUUGAAAAUUGUAUGGAAGAGUUUAAACUACUCUUACAGGAAUCAAAGGAGGGGUUUUUAGUUAAUCUUUCUUUCUUUAAGCCACUGUUUUCAAAACACCUCCAUGUAAUUUGCACUCUUACAAAGAACAGGCCAAUAAUCUCUUGAACUCCUAAUACAACAGUUACUAAGGGUGGUAUUAAUCAUUGUGAGGUAGUGAGUAAAAUACAGCUGUGGUUGUUUCUGUUGUUGAACCUAUGAAUGAAGGAAAUCAACCAAUCUUUGUACAUACAUUCUGAAAAAAUACUUUUUUUUUUUUCUUAAGGACUUUAUGAAACAUACCACCUCACUCAGCAUAUCCUGCAUAACUCAAAAGACAGAUCUGGGGCUACUGGAAAGUGAUUUUUUAAUUUUUUUUUUUCCAUGGUAGCUACAGCCUUCAUUUAUACUGUUUGGUAUGCAUACAAAUGCAGCUGCAUUAGUUCAUCUUCUAAGAAGAAGCCAUUAUUGAAAUCUGAGAAUGAAGGUACUUGUUGCUAGAGUGGUACCGUGGCAGGACUUGAUGCCACCAGCUGAGGUUCUGAUCUUACAAAUCUUUACGAGCUAUGGGAAACACUGAAAGUCAAUCUGAGCUGAAGCACCUUCUGCCAAGUAAUCAGAUCUCCAGGAGGCUGUUUUCAUCUAUCCUGUAGAACAAAAUCAACUUCUUGGCUUAGGCAGGUAAAGGAAAAAUGAGGGAAGUUUUGGGUUUGUCAGUGAAAUUUAACAAAUAACAUGUAUAGAAAAAUAAACCAUGUACUAUAUCUUGCA
Calypte anna (Anna's hummingbird) is the source of this 2356-nucleotide messenger RNA. It is a transcript of the gene FBXO25, whose product is annotated as F-box protein 25. Bases 137 to 1249 code for a protein of 370 amino acids. Lineage: Eukaryota; Metazoa; Chordata; Aves; Apodiformes; Trochilidae. Gene Ontology annotation, molecular function: protein binding. Gene Ontology annotation, biological process: protein ubiquitination. Gene Ontology annotation, cellular component: cytoplasm; nucleus; SCF ubiquitin ligase complex. The transcript is spliced from 11 exons. The record is from RefSeq and is a predicted model, not a curated record.